Messenger RNA from Oncorhynchus tshawytscha (Chinook salmon), 1811 nucleotides. RefSeq names its product androgen dependent TFPI regulating protein 1 (gene adtrp1). Bases 335 to 1066 code for a protein of 243 amino acids. The record is from RefSeq and is a predicted model, not a curated record. Gene Ontology annotation, cellular component: membrane; endomembrane system. The transcript is spliced from 6 exons. Lineage: Eukaryota; Metazoa; Chordata; Actinopteri; Salmoniformes; Salmonidae.
UCUUUAGUCCUUAUAAUUCGAACGAUUGCUCAGAAAACAAGGUGUUUUAAUCGGCGUAUGCCUUGCGAUUACUAAAAUAAGCAGAACGAUUGCUCAGAAAACCAGGUGUUUUAAUCGGCGUAUGCCUUGCGAUUACUAAAAUAAGCAGAGUAAGGUGUUUACAUGGCUAAUUACAUACUCGGCCUUCUGCCAUAAUCAGUUUAAUAUCGAGUAUUUUUUGAAUCGUUUCAUGAGCAUUGUGCAGUACUGUACUCGGCCUCUAGAAUGUGCCAUUGAUUCACAUUAGGUCCGUAGGCGCACACUGCGUCCAUACGGAGACUCAGGAGCUGUCAAAAUGGCUACGACUAUGUCAUGGGCAUCAUAUCUCCUUAUUCAUUUAGUAAUAUUUUCAUGGUAUGUCUUUACGUUAUCGGCGAAUUGCUCAUUGAAAAGCACAGAGAUACAUCCAGGAGCCAAAACAUUUGGAGGCCGCUGGAAAUAUCUGACUUUCCUCAAUCUGGUUUUGCAGACCGUAUUCUUCGGACUCGUUGUUUUGAUUGACAUCAUCCACCUGAUAUUGCCAUCCAAAAGUUUGAAGUGUGGUGUACCGCUCCUCCUAGUGAAAUUAAGAGAUACCAUUUUCACUAUUUUGGCGUUUCCUAUUGGGACAUUUGUGUUCUUGUCCUUCUGGUCGAUAUAUCACUAUGACAGAGAGAUGGUCUAUCCUAAGUUUCUAGAUGACAUUAUUCCUAGCUGGCUGAACCAUGCUCUGCACACUAUCAUCCUGCCCCUGGCUCUGCUGCAGAUGUAUAUUCAGCCUCAUCGAUAUGGCAGCAAGAUGAGAGGCAUCCUAGGUCUGGCCUUCUUUUCUGCUGUAUAUCUGGGAUGGGUUCUGUGGGUGCACCAUGCGGCUGGUAUCUGGGUCUACCCCAUCAUGGAGCGCCUGAGUCCCGUGGGCCUGGUUAUAUUCCUGGGGGUGGCUUGCAUCACCCUGGCCCCCCUCUACCUGCUGGGGGAGAAACUCAACCACAAAAUCUGGAGGAGCACUGCGGGAUCUGCAGGACCUCAGAAGAAAAAGAAGAAGUAAGCAUGUGCUGGCAUGAGUGCCACAGAGGGGACCAGAGAGGCCUAUAUGAUGAUAUCACACGAGGACAGACAGACAGGACACAGCACCCCCAGCACUGAUUACCUCAACCAGAAGAGACUGGUGGAUCUCUUGUUGGAGGUAGAAGAUGCCCCGAACCACAGAUCUAGAAUCAGAUUACCUUAUCCUCAGUCCUCAUUUUAACCAUUAAGAUGAAAAAAAGUAUAUUAUUCUGAUCCUAUAUCAGCAGUUAGAGGCAACCUGUGCCUGCUCUGUAUCGCUCAGGCAAAUCUCAGGCAGUGGGCAUAAUGUGCUUCUAUGGUCAAGCCAAAUUAUUUUAAGAUUAAAUUCAAUACUUAGACUUAAUUUACUCCACAAGGGGAUAUUGUGCUACUUGUCACAGUGAGAUAACAGCUCAAUAUAAAACUUAAUAUUAAGUUGAUCCUUAUUGGUUGUGUUAACCCAAUUGUUCUCUCACCAUCCGUAAAGUAGACUUACACUGACAGUAGAAUAAUACUUUAGCAUAUGCAACUCUAGUGAUCUCUCUCAUUUUGUGAUGCUAUUUCCUUUAUCAUGAUACUGUUUCACUUGAUACUGUACUGUGGGUUGUGAAAGGGACAGUCCCUUAUGUGCACUUGCUAGCUUACCCUUUGAAUUCAUGCGUAUAUGCUCACUUUUAGAACACAAAGUCCUUAUGUAAUUUGGAGAGAAAUAAGAUGAAGAUAAUUAAAAGAUUUGAAAAAUAACA